Linum trigynum is the source of this 984-nucleotide messenger RNA. The record is from the annotation of a GenBank genome assembly. Lineage: Eukaryota; Viridiplantae; Streptophyta; Magnoliopsida; Malpighiales; Linaceae.
AUGUCUCUCGUCCGGUUGGGACCCGCCCACCAGGGACGGAGAAUAGAGGAAGACGCAGGAAGAGUUCUCUUAAACAAACAGUCCUGGCCGAUAGUUGCGUUGAAAAAUCGAGGGAGGGUACAAGGCUUUCUCGGCCAGCCUCUCCGACCCCCUGCUCCACCGACCCGUAGCCAAAGUCUGGAAGUGUCAAGACGUCGGCGUAUUAUCCUCGAGGAUGAGUCCGAAGAUGAGUUCGUGGUUCAGGAGGUUCCCUUGAAGAAUAACUUGGCUCUGCCUAAACCGGGGUCUCGCGCUUCGAAACAGAAUGGGAAAAAAUCAAAGGGGCAGGGUAGCUGGGUUUUGCGAGGAGACAUACUGGUGGAUAGGGCGGCGGAGCAAGGUCCCUGCCCAUCCCUGGCUGCAGCUACAGCUCGGCCGCGGCGUGUCCGCAACCUCUCGAAGGGUGUCGCCCCUGAGCCUAGGGUGCAUGACGAGGUGGGUGCUACUUUGGAGGUGUCGAUGGAUACCUCUACACAGAGGAAGACUGUUCCGGUGGGUCCUCUCCCUGAUGUGUCCAUGCUAGAGGAUUCCGAUGAGACCCUCUCUGAAGAAGAUCACCUAUCUUUCGAGAUCAAACGUCGUGGGCAUGACGGCCGUCUUCCCUCGGAGGAUAACCAACCUGGCCGAGUGCAAAAGGUGAUCCAGGCCUUUGAGAGUGGGUUAAUCGUGAAUGAAUCCCCCUCUAAGAAAUGGGUGCGCAGGGCCCGAUCAAUGGAAGCGAACAAGCAACAAGACUUGGGUGUCAAUGAGGAUGGUCAGUUUGGCCUGAAUGUGUAUGGUUCCAACAUGGGUAAUGCUGCCAUUGGGGGAGUUAAACGCUCCUUGGAAUCUGUUGACGGUGCCAAUACUGAGCCUCCCAUUCCAAAGAAACAAUUUGUGGAAGAAACGGAUGAGCUAGAGAAGGUGGAGGAAGCCAGCCUCGAAUGGCCCCAGCCGGAUAAAUGA